Aureobasidium musti is the source of this 1884-nucleotide messenger RNA. The record is from the annotation of a GenBank genome assembly. NCBI's taxonomy places the organism in Eukaryota, Fungi, Ascomycota, Dothideomycetes, Dothideales, Saccotheciaceae.
AUGUCGAGUAAUAGACCUCUCGCAUCGCCUCGUCCGAGNGGCAUCCUCAAAAAUGCUUCGUACCACCGCGACUCGUACGAUGCCAGGCAGAGCGCUUCCUUGGACAUACAGAAAGAGCAGGAAGACCAGGAUGAAACUUCCCCCUUGAUAAGACCACGAUCCGAGAGUCUCGAGUCUCCCCUCACUAUUUCUGAUAUGCCUUCUCCCGAGGACUCGGAGAACUGGAACAAUGUCAACACCGAAGAAACAAAAAGCCAAUGGUACCUGAUCCUCUUGACUUUGUCCAUUGGUGGCCUCCAGAUUGCCUGCUUAGGCAUCAGCAAGUCUCUCCUCGCCUUCGUUUGGAUUGCUGGCCCGUUGUCUGGUACACUGGUCCAGCCGUAUGUCGGCAUCAAGAGCGAUAGGUGCCGCUCGCCGUGGGGAAAGAGACGCCCCUUUAUCAUUGGUGGUGCUCUUGCGACCAUGAUCUCUCUCGUACUAUUGGCAUGGACCAAAGAGAUUGUGCGAAACUUCUUUGGCCUCUUCAAAGUUGGUGCCGAAUCCCAAACUGUUCACGUCGUCUCAAUCGUGUGGGCUGUAAGCUUCAUCUACAUUCUUGAUUUCUCCAUCAACACCAUCCAAGCUGCCAUUCGCGCUUUCAUAGUAGACAAUGCACCGACUCAUCAGCAAAACGAUGCUAAUGCAUGGGCUUCCCGUAUGUCCGGAUUCGGCAAUAUCCUAGGUUAUCUUUCUGGCUACGUCAAUUUGCCCAAGUACCUUGGCUUCUUUGGAAACACGCAGUUCAAGGUCCUCUGUGUCAUCGCAGUUUUGGCCUUGUCCAUCACGGUCGGCAUUUCCUGUAUCAGCAUCAAGGAGCGCGAUCCCAGACUCGAGGGAAUCCCGCCACCACAGAAGGGAGGCGUUUUGUCNUUUUUCGUCGAGCUGUAUCGCUCUAUGAAGCGUCUACCUCCGCAAGUCCGAAAAGUCUGCGCUGUUCAAUUCUUCGCCUGGAUCGGCUGGUUCCCUUUCCUGUUCUAUAUCACCACUUACAUUGGCGAGAUCUAUGUUGAGCCAUACUUCACCGAAAACCCUCACAUGUCACCCAAGGAGAUUGAUGCCACCUGGGAACGUGCAACUCGCAUCGGCACCUUUGCAUUAUUGAUAUUCGCCUUCACAAACCUGGCUGCUGCAGUCGUUCUGCCCUUGUUGAUCGCUCCUGGGUUUGAGCCUCCAUCGCCUCAACCUCACACUCCACUCACGCCUCGCGCUUUCACCCCUACUACACCUCGUUCCAUGACUGGCAGCGAUUACUUUGCCUACACUCCGACACACUCUACAAGCAAGCUCAAUCUGUCAGCGCCUAGCCGUUGGGAGCGAAUCAAGAGCCGCAUGCCAUCUGUUCAGAUGAGUGCCUUCACGCUUCGGCGUGCCUGGAUCCUGUCGCAUCUGCUGUUUGCUGGUGCUACUUUCUUGACCUUCUUCGUCCAUGACACAACUACUGCUACUGUGCUUGUUGCCUUCAUCGGUAUCCCCUGGGCUUUGAGCAAUUGGGCUCCUUUCGCGCUUAUUGCUGCUGAGAUCUCGAAGCGAGAAGCCAUUCGUCGUAAUGAGAUUCCCGCUCCAGCCACUGCUGAGGGUCGAGCUCUGGCCAACGGAGAUGAUCCCGCCCAAGGUGCAGAUCAAGCUGGAGUCAUCCUGGGUAUUCACAACGUUGCUAUUGCUGCACCUCAGGUCAUUGCGACCCUUGUAUCGAGUGCGAUUUUCAAGCUACUGCAAAAGCCUCGUGGUACGCCUGGAGAUGACAGUGUUGCCUGGGUCUUGAGAUUCGGUGGUCUUGCUGCGCUUGUCGCCGCUUUCUUGACCACACGUAUUGCAGAAGAAGGCGAGGAAGAGGAACAGCUGUAG